GAAAUGUUUAGUAAUGGAUAGUCAACCAAGCGAGGGAGCAGCAGGCAAUGAAUGGCUGGGAGGAGGAGGAGGAGGGGGGGAGUGGGGGCGGUGUCGGGCGGCGGGUCUGGCAGGUGUAGCCGCGGCCGAGCGCGUGCCGCUGCCGUCUCGUCGCUUCAGAAGUGUUGUGUCAGUGAAGGUGAGAAGACGCUCGGCCCGACUAGUGCCGCGCACUUGCUCACUUCUCCCACAGCCUCAGACACAAGUUUGUUUCUCUGUCAUGCACACAGUGUGUUGUUGCGUCGCCAGUGACCUGCCGUCCUGGGUUUAGGUAGUGCUGGUGCCGCCCGCCGCGAGGGCAUGUACUAGUGUGGUGUGUGUUGAGUGCUGUGCUGUGCCCGGUGCUUGCGCGAUGCUGGGGCACACGGGGAUGCCUCGCGUCGGCCACACAGUGACCUGGUCAGACCGGGAGGUGAGCGUCCUGUCCCCACCCGUCCCGCACAUUCUUGUGAACGUUGAGGGUUCAGCUUUGUCUCGCCUGGACCGAUACUUUGACCCUCAGCCUCCGCCACGGCCAGAAAAACCCGUGGGUCUGCUGCCCAAGCCGUCCCCGACUAAGGUGGUGACGCAGGUGGCUCCCGUGGGCGGGCCACCGCCCCUCAUCGACGGGGCCGCCUGCAAGACUUCAACAUGGACUUACAAACAGGUGACGUCGCCCAGAAACUCUGGCGGCUCCGACAGCGAGAAAGGCGUGAGGUUUCGCCCGGAGCGGCGGGAGCGUCGCCCCGUGCAGAAGUUGCAGUGGCGGGACAGUGCGUGGUCCCGCGGGUUCAGCACGGGCAAGGAUGAUUACCUUGACCUGGACAUGCGCAUCACAGCCUCCUCCUCCGGCGAGGGCUCCUCCCGCCACGCCAUCAAACGCAUCUUGCUGCUGACCGAGAACUACCAAUACCGCGACGCCGCCGCCUUUAUCCACCGCCUCCCCUCCGCCACCUUCAAGGUGAUUGUCGAUGAGCUGCCCAUCGACGUGAUGGUGGACGCCAUGCCCCACUCCUUGCCCAUCCUCGAGGCUCUCUACUGCAAGGUGAGCGAGACGGCCCCAGCCAUGUCUGGCUGCACGCGCAUCCUUCGCCCCGAGGCGGUGGUGUGGCAGAUGGUUCGCUUCUUCGCCCAGCAAGAAGAAUGCCUGACCGGGGACAUCCGCUGGGAAUUCUGCGGACCCUUCGUCACGUCCUGCAAAAAAGUGCUCCGCGUCAUCUCUCGCUCAGAGCCCAAGAUCCGCAAGACCCUGCAACAGCGGCGCAAGCAGCUGGAGAAGGCCAUCGAGGGCAUGGGUCACCACGGGCUGGUCGGCACCUCGGACGAGUCGCUGCAGAGCCUCCACGACGCCCUCAAGCUGGAGUUUGAGAAGGUGGUCAAGUCGUACACCCAGGCGCUGGAGAAGCUGGAGGAGCUGAGUCUGAGCAACAAGGCGUCGCUGCAGCGAAGCAUCAGCCACGGGCCGGCGCCCAUCCAGGCGUCCCACCAGCGGCAGCUCUCCAUCACGCAGGAGGAGGUGCAGCAGCGGCUCAUCAAGAACAAGACGCUGCUCAACGUGGUGGAGCCGACGCUAGGCAACCACUCCCUGGACGUGCUCCUCGGCAUCCUGCAGCGCCGCAUCGAGUACGACAAGGAGUCGCUCUUCCAAUUCACACAGCUGCGGAAGGAAGCCAAGGAGGUGGAUGGCAACGCCGUCAUCGCGCCCAUUCUGAUGCGGUACACGCACGGCUGUCAACAGGUGCUGGAGAUGCUGAAGGAGGCGGUGGAGGAGGACGGUGGGCACCAGGCUGGGGAGGAGGACGAGGGGAGCGACGUAAGCGGCUACCAUAGCGACUCGGACUCCGCGAUCAUGAUGUCAGGCAACUCCCCAUACGUCAGCAAGCACGCCAGGUUCAACUUCCUCACGCGCUCAGUUCGUGACAGGAGCCGCGUGGGUGUCAGGAGCUCCCUUCCCUUCACCACGGCGCCCCACUCCUCCUCAUCCUCCUCAGGUGUCUCCUCUGGAGCAUCGGACACGCAGAGUCAGGGCAGCGCCGGCGGAGACUCCAAGAGCGACUCCCCGACCCCCGAAGGCACCAGGAAGAACGGGGAGGCGUCCUCGUCCUCGGCGGGGGUCGUGGCAGGCGUGAGCGUGCGCUGCGGCAAAGGGCACGAGCUAUCCGUUCCUGCAGCCCGCGCCUCUGCCCCGCCCGGAGUGAGGGAGUCGGCAGCACUUCGACAGGAGGUGGAGACCCUUCGAGCUGAGAUCACCAAGGCCCGGCAGACGAUUUUACACAUGCAGGAUCGGGAGAAGAAACUUAAGGAUAGGCUCGGUGAUCGUGCAGCCAGAGGAGUGGAGCGAGGGAACCUAAGGGUGGAGAACGUGAGCCUUGGGGAACGGCGCCCGACAGCCCUGGUGAGGAAAUACGGGAACUUGUAUGCCCAGGCGCGUGUGGACACCCUGGAUUCCCUCGACACCUUGCCCGACCUGAAGAACGCCGAAGAGCUCAAGUCGAAGCUCCUGUUCAGUGUUGUGGUGCUCGCCUUCCGCUCCGCCUCCUCCUCCGCCCAGGCUCUGCGGGAGGAGGUGCGCCGCGUCCUGCAGGUUCCUCCGCCGCCGCCUUCGUCAGGAGAGGCUCACGACAGCCACCACCACAGCUACGACUCCCAGUCCUUCUCCCUCGAGCAGGCCGUGUCCUCCUUCAUCUCCGCCAACAUCGAGAAGCGUGACCUGUCGAAGAAUGUGGAGGAGGUCUGCCAACAAAUCUGGGCGACGCUGUACGACUAUCCGGCCCUCAAGAGCUGCGACGGGCUUCUGCAGUACGUGAAGGACUGCGUGAGGCUGGCGUGGGGACUCAGCAACCAGAUGCCGCCCUACGUGAUCGACUACGAGACCCGCACCUUCAGGAAAGACUACCACGUCCGCUUCCAUGUCGCCGACCCGGACAGCGACGCGAUCAAGACGUACCUGUGGCCGGCGCUGCUCGAAGGUCCCGGCGGCGUGUGCGUGCAGAAGGGCGUGGUCAUAACUUAAAGCCCGCAUCAGACUCCACGGUCUCUGCCUGACGGGGCGUGUUUCUCUGCCUUUCCCGUACACACACAAGGAUACGUAAACACACACACCUCUGAAGCAUCAUGUACAGGCAAGAGCGUGUGUGUGUGUGUGUGUGUGUGUGUGUGUGUGUGUGUGUACGUCCUCGCUGCUGAUGGUGCACACAAUGGACGGAGCAGCGAGUAGUGUGUGUGUAAGUGUGUGUGCGUAAGUUGUCUUUCUGAAGGGUCACACUCCAGGCAGGGUUAAUUAAGGUCUUGACAAUAUUACCCUUGAGAUGAACAUUAUUCGGUGUUGCAUAUCUCGCCUUGGUCUGUUCAGAGGGUCGUACUAACACUAUAACCCUUGAGAUGUUGUCUAGUGUUACCUGUACUGUCUUAUGCAGGUGAGAGGGUGCACUAAUUACAUGUUAACGUUUAGUAUUGACAAUGAUGUAAGGGGUGGAUUAUCUUCCUUAAAUACUCCAUUAUCAGAAGCUUGCAUCGUUUCUGAGGCUCUGAAUCAGCUGCUAGAUAUUACUGAACAGAAUUAUCUAUGUUUAGUUUUGAUAAUGAUGUAAGGGGUUGAUUAUCUCUCUUAAUAACCCCAUUAUCAGAAGCUUGUAUCGUUUUUGAGGUUCUGAAUCAGCUGCUAAUUAUUACUGAGGAAAAAUAUCAAUCGUGGUCAUUUUAAGGUAUUUGAUCGUGAUUCUCUCUGCAGUAAUUUUCGUUCUCUUCCUUUUCCUUUUGUCUCCCUCCCUCUUCCCUUUCCCUCGCCUCCUUUACUCCCUUAUUUUCCCUCCACAAUACCUCUUAUAUUUUCCUUUCCCUUUCCUCCUUCUCCUCUUCCCUUCACACUAUCUCUUGAUAUCAUGUUGGCUGAUGUUGGCGCGUCAGAAAGCUUGUAUUCCGAUCCCACAACACAGGCGCUGAUCAGAGUCUCCCGCACACCGACGCAAUCUGAGUCUGCACCGCGGGAAUUCACACAUGCUCACGACUCUUGUACAUAUCAGGAUCAAGAAGAGAAAGAGAAUGUAUUUUAUGUAUUAUUACUGUAUAUGUCUUAAGCGGGUGUACAAAGUUAGGUAGAGGACGGUACUGGGUUAGGAGUGUGUGUGUAUGUGUGUGUGUGAGUAUGUGUGUGUGUGUGUGUUGGUGGGGGUGAUACCUGUUGUGUUUACCUGUUGUGUGUUUACCUGGUGUCUUCCCCCUCACCUGAAGGCCGCCGCGCGCUGCUAGACGGUAAUUCAUAAGUUAUUGAUGUCGUGUAUAUAGUUUAGGGUUUUGUAAUGUCGAUAAGUGUCCGUCUUGAAAUGGCUCACCUGUAAUGUUACCUGUCCAGCCAAUCACCUCUCCAUUACCUGCCCAUGCCAAUCACCUCUAGCGUCACCUGCAGGGCUAAUCACCUCUCCCGUUACCGGCCCAUCCAAUCACAGCGUCGUGGGCGUGGGAAUGAGCACCUGAGUGGCUAGUGAGGUGACCUGUGACGAGAGCUUACCUCCCCGCCCCUUGGAUGUAUCUAGUAUAGUAUGAAGCGCCCAUUGGAAAUUCUAGUACAAAAUUGCGUAUACCGAAAGAUAUUACAAUUCUAGUAAACUGCUCUCUUGCCUCUCAAAUGCUAUAGCCAUUGUUUAUAACCCCGAGACUUCAGACCUUUAAAUUUGAAUAACGCCGUAGAGUACAUCAAUGAAAACUAGCCACAUUGCGUAUAACAAAAGAUAAUGCAACCUUAAUAAACUGCUCUCUUGCCUCUCAAAAAUUGUAGCCACUAAUGAUAUGAUAAUGCCAAGACUUCAGACCUUCAAAACUAGGACAGGCUGUAUUAUAUAUUGAAGAAACUUAGACCUCUCCUUCCUUUGACAGUUUAGUAUCAUCGUGUUCCUUCCUUAGAUGGCAAUACAAACUCAAGAUUCCCUUUGCAAGAAAUAUGGAGUUGCAUGCUGGACCUUCUUCCUUUUCCUUCCCAUGUAAAUCCUUCCUUCAUCCCUUUCUGCCUUCUGUAACUCCUUCCUUCCUAUGCAAAUCCUUCUUUUCCUUCUGUAACACCUUCCUUCCUAUGCAAAUCCUUCUUCCUUUCUUUUCCCUCCGUAAAUGUCACACGAUCCCCAGACACAGGGCCCAGACACACACACCACCGCCGCGGAAGCUCAAGAAAGAGAGAGAAUCGACUCGCGUGUGGACGAGCAACGGACAAACUUUUACGUCGGCCAUCGCGAACGCUGAUCCUACAUCUUUAAACGCGAGUGUCUGUCCGUCCGUCUGUCUGCCUGGUCUUACCCUCCUUGCCCUUGCGUCCAUCUCCCAACCCCGCCGCACCUCGCCUCGACCCCGCCCCGCCCAAGCACAACCUCCGCCUAGAUCCAGCUUUCUCAGAGGGUGUUUUCAGCAUAGUGUCUGUCCGUCCGUCUGUCUGGCUGCUCUAACCCUCCUUGCCCUUGCGUCCAUCUCCCAACCCCGCCGCACCUCGCCUCGACACCGCCCAAGCACAGCCUCCGCCUAGAUCCGGCUUUCCCCGAGGGUGUUUUCAGCAUAUUCCGCGUGAAUAUACGAGAUAGAAACACCGACUUUAAUGCGCAGCGAAGUAGGAAACGAGUUUAUGACCCCACGAUGCUGCGGCGAAAUACACUUGCGGAAGGUGAAGGUGAGCCCCGCUAGCCACACCUGCCGGCCCCCACACCUGCUGAAAGGGGGGGGGGGGGGAGCCAGGUGAGGGAGGAAACUAGGCGUGGUGUUCAAGGGGAGAUGUGACCCUCCUCCUCCUCCUCCUCCUCCUCCUCCUCCUCAUGUGUUCCUCCUCUCUGCCUCCCUCCUCUCCGCCUUACGUCCUUCCUCUCUUGUAUCGGGCAGAAGCAAGGGCGUUUUCUCUCCCCCCUCUUUCCUCCCUCCACCUCCUUCUCCUCCUCACCUCUCACUUCUCCCCUCGACUUCCAUUUCUCUCCUCUCUCCCUCGUGCAUUCCUUUGCCUUCUCCUUCCCUCCUCUCAUCCCUCUUCUUAUCCUCUCCUUUUUCUUCUUCUCUUUCCCUCAUCCUUUUCCUCACCUCCUUCCCUCCUCCUUCCCUCCUCUGUUUUCUCUCCACAGUACCUCUCGUCCUCUUCCUUUUCCUCUCUUUUCUCUCACCUUGCCUCCUCUCUUCUCUCCACUUCUACUUCUUUUCCUCGCCUCCUCCUUCCUUCCUCCUUCCCUCCUCUGUUUUCUCUCCACGGUACCUCUCGUUCUCCUACUCCUUCUCUUCUCUCACCUUUCCUCCUCUCUUCUCUCCACUACCUCUCGUUCCCUUCUCUUCUUCUUCUGCUUCUUUUUCUUCUUCAUCAGCGAAAGUAAAUAUCCGUUGAAAUAUUAAAUCUCAUCGUCCUCUGAUAAUAAGAAAUGAAGUUGAACGCUAAAUCAUUUUGAACAACUCGAGAGGUGUGAGAGGUUCGAUAAUUUGAGUUCACCGUAAGAGGUUUAUUUUGGGUGCUACGUAAACUCUCUCCUGAUUGGCUGUGGAUAUAACGUUAGGCAGGACGAUAGCACAGAGGAGGCUUCGCGCGCGGCUGCUCUUUAAGUAUAAUAGCCUACCUGUAAUUUACCUGUAUUUUACCUGUAUUGUAUUAUUUAUUUAUCACGCGUGUUCUUGAAGGGUCUUGUGUGUGUGUGUGUGUGUGUGUGUGUGUGUGUGUGUGUGUGUGUGUGCGGGCAUCAAGACACGAGUUUUUUUUUACUCCCUUAUAUAAUGUCUUCCCUUUUAACCCUUGCCUUUAUUUAUUAAUUUUAUAUAUAUUUAAACUUAUCUUAUAUAGCUUUAAUGUGUCUUGAAAUACUCUUAGUUUAGGUUUAUGUAACAACUCCCUCGGUGACUUUUUUCUAUUAUUAUUAUUAUUAUUAUUAUUAUUAUUAUUAUUAUUAUUAUUAUUAUUAUUAUUAUUAUUAUUAUUAUUAUUAUUAUUAUUAUUAUCACUUCACUGUUAAGUUAUCUAUACUCGGUGUGACUAUUAUCUUCAAAGGAAACACAUGAUAUCUACACGUAUUCCUCUCUCCAAUAUUCGAAAAAAAACUUGUAUAUAUAUUCAUUUUCACCCGGUAGGAAAGUGUAACCAUGUAAUAUACAUGUGGACAACUUGUUUUUAAGGACACGCCCGCCAUCGACUUUUUUUUGGUUUACUUUUCCGUUUCAGUGUAAGGUAAAGAUUAGAUUCAUAUAUACAGACUGUUUACAAACGCCUAAGUUCAUGAAGUAUCGGCUAUUUACACGUGGCAUCAUUCCCUUGACCUUUAAAGUUAAAACCUAUAUUUUUAGACGAUUUCGGCUCUCACGAAAACUAUUUCCAAAGGUCACGAAAGAGGUCAGUCGGGUUCUCAUGCUCAUUUUUCACAUUGACGGUGCAGAGGGCGCGUCCAACUACUACUAGGCUCAUAAAAUAACUACCAAUGGAGAUACUAACACACAACCUCUACGAAACCCUUACCAAAUGCGUUAGAAAGUGUAUCGUAGUGUUAUGGGCAAUGAAAUGAAGAAGAGAGGGGAUACACGCACGCUGGAAGAUAGAAAGAGCGAGUAGACACAAGUAGCAGUAUUGUUAUAAGAGCAGAGAACAUGAUGUAAAAGAAAAUGUAAAUGAUAGUAAUGUGUGUAAAUCCCAAAAUGUUUGAGAAUAUGGAUCUUCAAGACUAUCAAAGCUUCUCUGGGACUACGAUGAUCAGGCUUCUGCAUCCCCGUCUCUCUACUUUAAUUGGAACAGCGUGUUACUGACAUUCUCUUUUUUGUAUUUACGUUUCUCCCUCGGUCCGCUUUCCUUACUGUUAAAAAUCAUUCGUCCCAACCUUGCUUGACCUUACCUAACCUGAGUGUAGUGUUCCCUCCCUCUGCCACGCCCUCCACACUGCUUGGUAAGGUCACAGGCAGACACGAAGAAACAGAUCACAGAGAGGAAGAGUAAAACCUGUAUUCCAGAACAUUUCGGGGGUUACACUACACCCACAUUUGAUAAGGCUUUCGAGAGGUCAUUUUCGGGUGGACGUAUGAUUCUUGGGUUAAAAACUAUGAUAACAGAGAUUGAGCGGCCAGAAGAGAGGUCAUUUUCGGGUGGGCGUAUGAUUCUUGGGUUAAAAACUAUGAUAACAGAGAUUGAGUGGGCAGAAGAGAGGUCAUUUUCGUAUGGGCGUAUGAUUCUUGGGUUAAAAACUAUGAUAACAGAGAUUGAGCGGCCAGAAGAGAGGUCAUUUUCGUGUGGGCGUAUAGUUAUGGUGUAAAAAAUAAGGAUAGCAAAGGAAAUAAUAACAGAAAAUCCUUGGCGGGUGUGACCUUAAAUAACCCACGUACGUCUGUCUGUCUUGUACAUAGCCCUUAGCGAAGCGGCAGACUCUGUACACUGUAGCCAACGUAGACUCGUAACCAAAUAUUUUUGCUAAAUUACUAUACCAUGGAGAUAAUUGAUUGUGCCAUUUUGUAUGUGGUUGUCCAGCUGAGAAAUAUGUAAAAAAAAAGAAGAAAUAUAUAAUCAAUAAAGGUUUGCAAUAUU
This is a messenger RNA of Eriocheir sinensis (Chinese mitten crab), 8527 nucleotides long. RefSeq lists its product as uncharacterized. The transcript is spliced from 9 exons. Gene Ontology annotation, biological process: mitophagy by internal vacuole formation; mitochondrial protein catabolic process. Lineage: Eukaryota; Metazoa; Arthropoda; Malacostraca; Decapoda; Varunidae. The coding region runs from base 392 to 3031 and encodes 879 amino acids. Gene Ontology annotation, cellular component: mitochondrial outer membrane. The record is from RefSeq and is a predicted model, not a curated record.